AUGGAUUUUUUGCUCAACAGCGCCGAGCACCAAGAACAAAUUUGGGGAAUAUACAAAAAAUUGAUAAAGGUUUUAUCAAUUGCAACAUUGCCCAUUUAUCUCGAAGCAGUUUUUUGUCUUUUAUACAAAAGCCCACAUUUCGACAAAACUUAUAUCAUUCUUCUCACAGCGAAUGUUGUGUUAUCGUAUUCGGCACAAUUUUAUGGCGGAAUCCUUCUCGGACCUGUUGUAAUUGUUCCAUUCAUCGGAUUCUACGCGAGCGGGAUCCUUCAGACGAUGUUCCAUGUCAAUCCGCUCAUUCAGCUCACUGUGUUUUAUAUGAUUUUCCACGCGAAUGCCGCUGUGAUGAACCAUUUAUUCAUUCAACGCCUCAAAAUGAUCGUUCCACCGACAUGGAAGCAUUGCGAUUUUGUUUGCCGAGUGUUCACCGUAUUCUUGACAAUUUCCUACCUAUGUGCAAUACUUCCAAUCUUCACUUCUCUCCUGUUAAUUGAAGAUCAAUACAGUGCAAAAAUGUAUUAUGUGACAACUUAUCGUGACGUUCCAAUCAAUUUCUGGACAGAUGCUUAUGCAGUUAACUCAGCAAGAAGCCGCGAAUUCUCGAUAUCGAUGACUAUUUCGUCCCUCACAUUUGUAUAUUAUGCGAUUGCAUUGAUUGCAACAAUUUCACUAAUCAUUCUCAUAUUCCAUGGCGUCGGAUCCACCAUUGCCCUUCUACUCUCAAAUAAGCCGUAUCGCGAAAUCAUGAGAGGCCAAAUAUCGAAAAGUCUCGCUAAUCCAAUUGUCUACGUUUCGUUAAACUAA
Molecule: messenger RNA, 804 nt
Organism: Caenorhabditis bovis
Lineage: Eukaryota; Metazoa; Nematoda; Chromadorea; Rhabditida; Rhabditidae
Source: the annotation of a GenBank genome assembly